GUGUGUGCGAUGUUGUAAGUGUUGUAUGUAUGACUUCACAACAGCUCUAACAUAGACCUGGUUCAUGGGAAAGUGGGUCACCAGUCCCCCGAGUCACUUUCACUUAUUACAUGGACUCCUAAUCAUUUUUCAUUGUACCCCCGUGCCAUUCGCAAGUUGCUGCCGCCGCCGUCGGUAGGGAAUACAGCCGCUGUAGAUGCUUGUCGCUACUGGUCAGUCGGUUUCGUGGUCUUCGUGUUUCUUGGUGCACGUCUCUUUUUUGGUGCGUGUGUGUUCAGCGGAUUGUUGUGUUGUGUCACGGAUUACCUUUCGCUUUUCUUGGAUUACUCUCAGAAUUUUGUGUUGUGUCUCAGUGAUGUACGUUGUUGCGUUAAUUUGUUGUGCCGUCCCUUCUAUUACUAAUGGAUUACUAACUAUAAGACGUUCACUUGUAACUUAAAAGACGCGCUGCAUGAAUAAUGUUAUUGGAAAUGGAACAGCAUUCCACGUUGCUAUCGCUCAAUCCGUUUAGUAUGAGUCCCGGUGGCUCCCCGGUCACCUCGGUCACUCAGGCGUCGAGCCCUAUGCCGCCCCCGUUGUACGGUUCGCCUCCUCUCGGAGGCGCGUACAACAGCAGCUGCCAGCAGGGCAUCCCCCUCGAUCAGCCUCAGCAGCACCACCAACACUCGAACAUGAACUCUUACAGCAUGAAUAAUCUGGACGCGUCUUACUUAUUUUCCUCAGGAGGAAGCUCGCUGUCCGGCAUGGAUAUGGGACCGGGAUACACGAUUCCUCCACAUUCCGCCUCGCAGGGUGACCUACCCGAUACGAAGUACGGAAUCGAAGAAUUGUGUCCGGUGUGCGGCGACAAAGUGUCCGGUUACCACUAUGGACUGCUCACGUGCGAAUCGUGCAAGGGUUUCUUCAAGAGGACCGUGCAAAACAAGAAGGUUUACACGUGCGUCGCGGAAAGGAGCUGUCACAUCGACAAGACGCAGAGGAAGCGGUGCCCGUACUGUCGCUUCCAGAAGUGCCUCGAGGUCGGCAUGAAACUUGAGGCGGUUCGAGCGGACCGAAUGCGUGGCGGUAGGAAUAAAUUCGGACCGAUGUACAAGAGGGAUCGCGCAAGAAAGUUACAGAUGAUGCGGCAACGACAGCUCGCUGUGCAGACCCUCGCUCAACGUGGGCAGUUGGGCGAGGGCGGCGUCUACAAUAACCAGCCGGGUACAUCGCCCUUCGCCAACAUCCACAUAAAGCAGGAAAUUCAAAUACCGCAAGUAUCUUCUCUGACGUCGUCGCCCGACUCGUCGCCGAGUCCGAUAGCGGUCGCUCUUGGACAGGUCAGCGCGUCGACGUUAAUGCAGCCAGCUUCCAGUCAGCAACCGGCGCUCCAGAUCGUCGGCGUCCCGGGGACGCAGUCCUCCAUGGCGAUGGGCGGCAACGAGAACAAGCUGUGGAGCACCGCGAACUCGACGACGACGUCACCACACUCCCUUAGCCCAAAAACGUUCCAAUUCGAAACAGUGUUACCAGGCGGAAGUGCACCCCCUUCCAGUAAAAUAUCGCCCCUUAUUAGAGACUUCAUACAAGGUAUCGACGACCGCGAGUGGCAGAACUCUUUAUAUAGUCUUCUACAGAACCAAACGUAUAAUCAAUGUGAAGUGGACCUAUUUGAACUAAUGUGUAAAGUAUUAGACCAAAACCUCUUCUCACAAGUCGAUUGGGCGAGGAACUCAAUUUUCUUCAAGGAUCUCAAGGUGGGUACCGUUUUCUGUCUCUUCCUCCGCAGUUUUGUGGGGAAAAAAAAAUUCGGGCGGCGGCCGCGUACCGAACGUAGAACGUUAUAUCUUUGACCUCAUUGUUAAUUG
Molecule: messenger RNA, 1847 nt
Organism: Photinus pyralis (common eastern firefly)
Lineage: Eukaryota; Metazoa; Arthropoda; Insecta; Coleoptera; Lampyridae
Product: nuclear hormone receptor FTZ-F1-like
Exons: 2
Coding region: 459-1832 (457 amino acids)
Biological process (GO): tissue development; regulation of transcription by RNA polymerase II; hormone-mediated signaling pathway
Cellular component (GO): RNA polymerase II transcription regulator complex
Molecular function (GO): zinc ion binding; RNA polymerase II cis-regulatory region sequence-specific DNA binding; nuclear receptor activity
Source: RefSeq, a predicted model, not a curated record